AAAUGGUUGAACUGCGUCCAUCUCUGAUGCACACAUUUCCGACAGCACUGACUGACAUUGAGGGGUGACACAAAGGCAGCUCAGAUGGGCACUGAUAUGUGGCAUUGAUGUGGCACUGAUGGUCAUUGGCAGGUGACAUGGAUGAGCACUGACAGCUGGCACUGAUGGACACUGACAGGUGGCACUACUGGGGCUACACAGAUCAUCAGGGCACACUGAUCAUCAGUGUCCUGAUGAUCAGUGUAUAUGUCCCCUCUGAGGGAUCUGUCAGCGUGACAGAUCGUGAGGAGAGAAAUGACGAUAACUGGCAUUUCCCUAUUUACAUGCGAUCAUCUGUGAUUGGAAAC
Molecule: messenger RNA, 347 nt
Organism: Staurois parvus
Lineage: Eukaryota; Metazoa; Chordata; Amphibia; Anura; Ranidae
Source: the annotation of a GenBank genome assembly